This is a messenger RNA of Durusdinium trenchii, 765 nucleotides long. The record is from the annotation of a GenBank genome assembly. NCBI's taxonomy places the organism in Eukaryota, Dinophyceae, Suessiales, Symbiodiniaceae.
AUGAGCGGGGCGGCUUUGGGAAGUGCUCGUGGGGCAAGCCAAACGAUGGCCUUCAAUCUAAGAGCGAUGGCCUCCAACCUACUAGCCAUGGCCAACAAGGCUUCUCGGAAUCCCACGGGUACUGGGUGGAGAAGUGCUGAUGCAGGCACUCCAGCAGCUGCUGCAGCCUCGGACAUGCACACUUGGGGUGAGAAAUCGCCCGAAGUCGCCCAACCAAGUGCAUCAGGUGGCUCUAACGUGUGGCCUGCUGAUUCGUUGUCUGAGCUUCUCCAGGGGCAGUCGAGGAUGAUUGCAGCUUCUGAAAUUCCAGAGGCACAUGCCGUGUCCUACAAUCCCAGCUCUGUGUCAGCAGCUCCUGCAGCUGUGCAUCCAAGUCGAGUAGCCAGACCACCUAUGGCCGCAUUGGUGGAAGAAAGUCCCUUUGCAUCUCCAGCUCGUGGGAUUGCAGUUAGGCGUUCCUCCAGAUCCUAUCGCCGAGAUUCCUACGGAGGUGGAGCUGGUUGGGAUGGUCGAAUGCUUGCCUCCCCUCCACUGAUCAGCCGCGGAGGGCUGAAUGUCCAGGCCAAUUGGGAACCACUUGGUCUUGGAGAGGGAGGUGGUGGGCAUCCAUUCCACAAGGGGUCCCGGCGUUCUAGCUCCAAAGGGCCUGGGCAGGUACCAAUCGGCAUUAAUCCCUCCAUUCAGGCCCAAAGCGCCAUGCUGCGGGAGAUGUACCCAAACGUUGCUAUGGGAGGUCCGGGACCUGGUCCCUUGGCUCGAGGCUAG